ACCUUAUAAUACUCCCACUUCAACUAUAAAACUCCCUUCUCCCCACCAACCACCACUACGCCCUCAACGUGCUCGACGAAAUUCCCGAUUCACAAUGCCUUCUUCCAACACCGACCUCUCCAACCUCCUUUCCCACGCCCUCCCCUUCCUCCGCGCCGAACCCCAUCUCGUCGACCCCGAACUCCCCAACAUGAUCUCCGCCAUCACUGCCGUCGGCGCCGGCGAGUGCUGGCACAAAGACAACUGCUUUCUCGGCCACCUCCUCGACGUCUACCGCAUCCUCAAGCUCUGGGGCGCCCCAGACCCCGUCGCCCGCUGCGGCCUCUUCCACUCUGUAUAUUCCAACUCCUACGUCGACCUUGCCAUCUUCGAUCCCUCCAAGGGCGGCCGUGAACUCCUUCGAUCGAUUGCCGGAGUGAAAGCAGAGAGACUCGUGCAUCUGUUCUGCGUCGUGCCUAGGCAGAGUCUCAUACAUGAUGACUUGCUAUUCCGGUAUACGGAAGAGGAGCUGGUGAAGCAUUUGAGGGGGUCGGAAGACUCGGUGAGGCGGGCGAGGGAAGAAGGAGUGUUGGAUGAGACGGAGCCGUGGCGGAGGAAGAUGGUGGCUGUGUUGCCGGCUGCUGGAGUUACGGUGAAGCACAUUAGUACAGGAGAAGAUGUGGCUUUGUCUCGGCGGAUGGUGGCGACGUUUCUGCUCAUGACAAUGGCUGACUUUUGUGAUCAGUUAUAUGCUUUCCAGGACGAGCUUUUCGACAACCACGACGGCCAAAUGAACUUCUCCGGCAACAAAUCCACCGCACUCUGGCCUGGCGACGGCCGACCCGGUCUAUGGAUGAACUCCCUCUCCCGCAUGGGAUCCCUCUACAACCUCAUUCUCCGCGAAGAAAACCUCUACAUCCAAGCUCGGAAAAACUCAACCCACCCACAACAACAACACGACAUUCUCCCAUUCCAGAGAGACGAGGACUUAGAACUAAUCCUCCCUCCGGUUUUCUCCAACUGCACCAGAGUCUUGGGAAGAGAAUCUCAGCUCCUGGCCAGAGACCUCUACUGGAAGGCGAUGACGGGGCCGGCCAAUAUGGAUAUGGCUACGGCGGAGAGACUAUUGAAGCAAUGCUGCAGAGAGAAUGGAUACGUUGGGGAGCCGCAUUUGGUGCUGGGGCAGGUUUAUAUGGCGGAGGAGAGGUAUGAGGAGGCGGAGAAGGAGGCGGAGGAAGGGCUGAGGUUGCUGCUGGAGUGGGGGAGUACGUGGGAUAAGAGGAUGAGUUGGGAGGGCUGGGUGGCUUGGGGAAGGCUUUUAUUGCAGAAGGCGAAGGCCAGAUCUUGGCCUAAGACUUCUUUUGGGAUCAUUAGUCUCGGUCUGGUGAGGUGAAACAAGGGAUAUGGUAACGGAUAAGUUGAUUUCGUGCAGGAAUAUGUCUGCUAUUCAUAAAAGUUCAUUUAAUUUAAAAUAAACGAUGAUCAAAAUGUACGUACGUGAAGUGAAUUUUUUACAUGACUAUGAUAUUCUGAUUCACGUAUAUAUAAUUUCGAUCUCCGGGGAGUUUAGAAAGUAUGUGGAUAUAACUGAAGAGCAAUAAGAUUACUUCCAGAAUUACAA
Molecule: messenger RNA, 1600 nt
Organism: Phalaenopsis equestris
Lineage: Eukaryota; Viridiplantae; Streptophyta; Magnoliopsida; Asparagales; Orchidaceae
Exons: 2
Coding region: 95-1372 (425 amino acids)
Source: RefSeq, a predicted model, not a curated record